GCACCACCCAGUCAAUUUGGAGAAAUUUCACAGCCAAGCCAAAAUUAUCUAGAAUUAUCCAGUUCUUUAGGAGAAAUUCCGCAACAAGGCCAAUAUUAUCCAGCAUUACUCAGUCCUUUAGAAUACCCGCAGCCAUACCAGGAAUCAACCUUACACUCUCAAGAAAUUAGUGAAGGUCGACCGAACGAGCCUGAUGUGGAGUCUUUGGCUUCCAGCCAAAUACACAAUACAGCAGCUCUUGUGAACCAUAAUGAUCAACCUUUUACCUUUGAAAAUGAAAAUAAUCAUCAAGCAUUUGACUCUCAAAAUGAAUUAGAAUACCCGCAGCAAUGCCAGGAAUCAACCUUCUACUCUCAAGAAAUUAGUGGAGGUCGACCGAACGAGCUUCAUGUGGAGUCUUUGGCUUCUAGCCAAAUACACAAUACAGCAGCUCUUGUGAACCAUAACGAUACACUCUCAAACAAUGGCAUGCAAGGACCCGAUGACUGUGUUGCCUUCGAUAAGUUUAAUAAUCAACAAAACUCAAAGAAAAAUAAAGCACGUUGGGGAAAGGAAGAAACUAUGUGCUUACUUAUAUAUUUGAUAGUAAAUAAAGAAAAGGCUCAACAGCUCAAAAGUCGGGGCGUUAUAGCUUUCGUCUGA
Messenger RNA from Funneliformis mosseae, 642 nucleotides. NCBI's taxonomy places the organism in Eukaryota, Fungi, Glomeromycota, Glomeromycetes, Glomerales, Glomeraceae. The record is from the annotation of a GenBank genome assembly.